UUCCAAUAAGUUAAAGUAGAUAAAUUCUCUCAUCAUAAUCAUAUAAAUAAAUGUGUUUUGGUAAAUAUAAUUGACAUAAUAAUGUAGGGUCGUAGUCUCAGUCACAGGUUCCACCUCGAGGUUGUCUCUCACUUCUAGGACAAAACUUAAGUUCAUCAAAAAUGGCCAAAAGUUUGCGGAGCAAGUGGAGACGUAAAUGCCUGAGGAUAAAGCGCGUUAGAUAUGGGAAAAAAGAACUGACAAGACUCAUGGCAGUCGUAGAAAAGGCGAAAAGUGAAGUUCAGAUUAAAGAUGCUGCUGAAGUCGUGAAAGCCAUGGGAAAAGAAAAUGCUAAAUCUCUGGAUGAAGAAAUGCAGGUAACACCAUCAGAAGAGUCAGAGGCUCAAGCAACUCCUGCCAGCACUUCUCUUCGAGCCCUCUUAAAAAAGAAUGUUAUUCCACCCAGAUGGAUGCACCAACGCAAAGCCAAGAAAAUGAGGAGACAGCAAGCAAAUAAAGCAAAGAGAAUAAAAAAGUAAUAUAAA
Messenger RNA from Cherax quadricarinatus, 524 nucleotides. The record is from RefSeq and is a predicted model, not a curated record. Lineage: Eukaryota; Metazoa; Arthropoda; Malacostraca; Decapoda; Parastacidae.